Molecule: messenger RNA, 628 nt
Organism: Teleopsis dalmanni
Lineage: Eukaryota; Metazoa; Arthropoda; Insecta; Diptera; Diopsidae
Gene: mRpL20
Product: 39S ribosomal protein L20, mitochondrial
Exons: 4
Coding region: 120-572 (150 amino acids)
Biological process (GO): translation; ribosomal large subunit assembly
Cellular component (GO): ribosome
Molecular function (GO): rRNA binding; structural constituent of ribosome
Source: RefSeq, a predicted model, not a curated record
CCCUGUUGUCUGUUUCGGCCAGCUGAUUGCAUGUUUCUUUAUUGGUUAUGUUAACCAUAAAUAAUUUUUCAAAUAUUUAUUUAAAUCAAAAGUUGUAACAAAAUUAUAGUUGUUGAAAAAUGGUGUCACAAACUUUAGUACGUCUUGUAAGAAGUCGUGGACCAGAUGAAUUCUGGCGCAAAAGAAAAAUAUUCAAACUUUCAGCGCAUUUCCGUGGACGCGGCCGCAAUUGUUAUACAAUAGCAAUACGCCUUGUUCAUCGUGCAUUGGCGUAUGCGACGAAGGGAAGGAAACUAAAAAAAUUAGACAUGGCCGAGUUAUGGUCAACAAGAGUCGCUGCUGGUUGUGAGCAAUAUGGGCUACCUUUGCAAACCUUUAAGGAGUGCUUGGUUAGAAGCGAUAUACUUUUAAACAGAAAAAUGCUUGCAGACCUAGCUAUAUGGGAACCAAGAUCUUUUGAAGCCUUAGUGAAAAUAUCCCGUGAGCGAGCUGCUGUUGAAGGUCUUCCAGAUAUUAGAGAGCGUUCUGCUAUGAAUCAAGUAUACGGACUAUCCAAUAUAAAACUACACUAAUUGUCAUAUAUAUCUAAAAAAAAAAUUAAAUAAAACUAAGAAAUGUUAUUAAAGCG